AUGAGGAAACGCAGAUUUGAUAGUUUCUUGGUAAAAAUUCGUGCCUUAUUUAUCCUUCAACUUCAUCUGGCUUAUGUGGUAGUUGGUACCGGGCAGUUUGUGGUGAGACUUCACUCGUACGAUAACCCUACAGGAACAGACUUCAAUGGGUCUUGCUGUGAUUCAGAUGUGUUAAGAUGUCAACUGGACAAAUGUGAUUUAAAGAUUGACAUAUGCGUAGGGAGAAAUCGUGGAGGAUUUGACUGCACAUAUGGAACAAAACAGGUUAUCCCUGAGCCAAACUACAACAACAUUUACUUCAAUGAGAGUCAGAAACUCAUAUUUCCCAUCACAACCAGUCUGAAGGAUCCCUUGUUUAUAAAAGUGAAUGUGACAGACCAGGACACAGGAGGGGCCUCAGUAUUGGUUGAUACUUUCCAUUUUGUAUUCAACACUGCUGCCUUCUAUAACUCCACAGUGAUAGAGUACCAGGAUUAUCUAUUCAAUGGAGACAGACCACAACUAAGAUCCAAGUUGAAUUUGAGCGUGUCGUCAUACUGUGACCAGAACUACUAUGGACCAGACUGUGACAUUAAUUGUGUUGCUGAGGAUUAUGGCUGUAGUGGCCAUUAUAAAUGUGGAGUCAGCGGAGAGAAGAUCUGUCAUGCCGGGUGGACAGGGAAAGACUGUGACGUGCAGAUCCCCGGGGGUGUGGGAGACUGCGGAUUUUAUAAAGAUUCCACAGAACUUUUGCCAAGCUUGUGGGGAGGUGUUUAUACCUGCCCUGAUCGACCCUCGGAGAAGAUUCAAAUGAAUGUGACCCCAAGAAAUAAAGAUGAAAUAUUAACCUCAGCUGUGUUGACUUUUGAUGGAAUCACUGUCACAGCCACUGGGAGCUAUGGUUAUAGAACACUGCUCAUACAAGGCAAACCGAAUCAAAAGAAUAUAACUGAUGUAACACUCCAUGGUAUACAGCAACCUACAAAUUUGUCCUCAAUGGCAGGAGAAUUGACAUUUAAUGGAGAUAGAACAUGUACUGUAGCCUUAAAUUUACAAAAAUCUUAUUUAAACCAGUGUGGAUCUGGAACCUGUGUGAGGUUUGGUCAACGGAAGAAUGAGUUCUACUGCUGUUGUGAUGGUAAAGAAAAACAUGUAAACGUAACCUUCGUGUAA
Saccostrea cuccullata (small rock oyster) is the source of this 1152-nucleotide messenger RNA. Its product is annotated as delta-like protein D. Gene Ontology annotation, cellular component: membrane. The coding region runs from base 1 to 1152 and encodes 383 amino acids. NCBI's taxonomy places the organism in Eukaryota, Metazoa, Mollusca, Bivalvia, Ostreida, Ostreidae. The transcript is spliced from 8 exons. Gene Ontology annotation, biological process: Notch signaling pathway; cell communication; multicellular organism development. The record is from RefSeq and is a predicted model, not a curated record.